Messenger RNA from Mastomys coucha (southern multimammate mouse), 1856 nucleotides. It is a transcript of the gene Prpf18, whose product is annotated as pre-mRNA processing factor 18. Gene Ontology annotation, cellular component: U4/U6 x U5 tri-snRNP complex; U2-type post-spliceosomal complex; U5 snRNP. The transcript is spliced from 11 exons. Gene Ontology annotation, biological process: generation of catalytic spliceosome for second transesterification step; RNA splicing. Lineage: Eukaryota; Metazoa; Chordata; Mammalia; Rodentia; Muridae. The coding region runs from base 143 to 1198 and encodes 351 amino acids. The record is from RefSeq and is a predicted model, not a curated record.
CCGGAAGCGGCUCCAGCGGUUGUUGUUCUCCGAGAAGUGGGCUCUGGCUGUGUCUUGGUUGUCCUCUUCCCUCUCCCGCGGUGGGUGAGAUUACCGCCGAGGAACUGGAGAGGCAGAGUGGAGCUUAGACCCGGGGAGCAAGAUGGACAUCCUGAAGUCAGAGAUUCUGCGGAAGCGGCAGCUGGUGGAAGACAGGAACCUGCUGGUGGAAAAUAAAAAGUACUUCAAGCGGAGUGAACUUGCAAAAAAAGAGGAGGAAGCAUAUUAUGAAAGAUGUGGCUACAAGCCUAUAAGUGAGAAGCCUUCUGGAGAGAUACAGCCAAAAGAGGAUGACCAGAAACCACUAACAUCAUCAAAUCCAGUGCUGGAACUUGAAUUAGCAGAGGAAAAACUUCCUAUGACUCUUUCUAGGCAAGAGGUCAUCAGAAGACUGAGAGAAAGGGGAGAACCAAUUAGACUGUUUGGGGAAACCGAUUAUGAUGCUUUCCAACGUUUAAGAAAAAUAGAGAUUCUUACACCAGAAGUUAAUAAGGGCUUAAGGAAUGAUCUGAAAGCAGCUUUGGACAAGAUUGACCAGCAGUACUUGAAUGAAAUUGUGGGUGGUCAGGAACCCGGAGAGGAAGACACACAGAAUGACCUGAAAGUUCACGAGGAAAACACCACCAUUGAAGAAUUAGAGGCACUGGGCGAGUCCUUAGGGAAAGGUGACGAUCACAAGGACAUGGACAUCAUCACCAAGUUCCUGAAGUUUCUUCUUGGUGUUUGGGCUAAAGAAUUGAAUGCCAGAGAGGAUUAUGUGAAGCGCAGCGUGCAGGGCAAACUGAACAGUGCUACUCAGAAGCAGACCGAGUCCUACCUCAGACCGCUCUUCAGAAAGCUCCGGAAAAGGAAUCUUCCUGCUGAUAUUAAAGAAUCAAUAACAGAUAUUAUUAAGUUUAUGUUGCAGAGAGAAUAUGUGAAGGCGAACGAUGCUUACCUUCAGAUGGCCAUUGGGAAUGCUCCCUGGCCUAUUGGUGUCACUAUGGUUGGUAUCCAUGCCAGAACUGGCAGGGAAAAGAUUUUUUCCAAGCAUGUUGCACAUGUUUUAAAUGAUGAAACCCAACGGAAAUACAUUCAGGGACUGAAGAGGUUAAUGACAAUUUGCCAGAAGCACUUUCCUACCGAUCCAUCCAAAUGUGUGGAGUACAAUGCCCUGUAAGAUCUGCGUACACUGUGUGGAGUACAAUGCCCUGUAAGAUCUGCGCACAGUGUGUGGAGUACAAUGCCCUGUAAGAUCUGCGUACACUGUGUGGAGUACAAUGCCCUGUAAGAUCUGCGUACAGUGUGUGGAGUACAAUGCCCUGUAAGAUCUGCAUACAGUGUGUAACAGGAAGCCCUGCCCACAGCCCUGCCCGCAGCGUGUGGACUCUUGGCCUACCACAGCUACCGAAGAGGGAAGCGUCCACGGUCGGGUUCUACCUGGUGAAAUACUUGUUGACUUCAAGACAGUGUUGGCUUUCACAUGGUACUGAACUGCAAACUAAUUUUUGUGUCUUGAUUUCAUUUUAGUGAGUUGAAAAAUGAAAUUGUAAAGAUAUUAUCUGUAAUUUAAGUGUAGACAACAACCACAUAGGAAAGGGGGUUGGAGGUGACCAUUGUCAAGAUCCAGAUGUGUCAUUGAUACUUAGAAACAUUUGAGGGUGGCUUUGAAUUUCUGUAAAUUAUUGUGAUUUGCACAUUUUUCUAUGUGGUAUUUAUAAAAAAUAUUUUUUGUAUUUCAACAAGAGUGUGAGACCAUUGACUGCUCCUUUACCGUUUGUACAUGUUCUUGAACUUUUGCAAUGUUAACUGUUAAAUGUUAUUUUUCUUGUGUUUCA